AUGAAGUUUCCAACUUCCAUCACGCAGUACCUUGCCGUUGUUGCAAUAUUCAUACGCAUUGCACAAUCCCUGCCAUACCUCCCGGAAGAAGCAGACUGGAACCUGAACCAAAACCAGACAGCGACACAUCCUCUCGACUACUCGGGUCAAUGGGAUGACCACACAUAUCAUGCCUCGCCAGAGAACUGGCGAUUCCCAUUCUACACGAUAUUCCUUGACAGACUUGUGAAUGGUGACCCGAGGAACGAUAAUGCGAAUGACACACAAUGGGAACAGAUCUUGACCUCGAACGAGUUCCGCCAUGGCGGCGACGUCCUUGGGCUGAUUGAUACAUUUGAUUAUCUCCAGGGGAUGGGGAUAAAGGGCGUUUAUCUCGCAGGAACACCGUAUAUCAAUUUCCCUUGGGCCGCGGAUGGUUACUCCCCGCUCGAUCUCACCCUGCUGGACCAUCACUUUGGUACGAUCGAGGAUUGGCGCACAAUGAUAUCCGAGGCGCAUCGGCGGGGAAUCUAUGUUCUUCUCGAUAAUACAUUCGCAACAAUGGGCGAUCUUAUCGGAUUCCAGGGUUUUUUGAACCAGUCCGCGCCGAUCAACGCCAACGAGUACGAUUUUGUGUGGAAGUACGGCCGUCGAUACUGGGACUUCCAGCCUGGCAAUGAAAUCGAGACUGAAUGCCCUUGGGAUUAUCCGCGUUUCUGGGAUGAUGACGGGACCGGGUUGACCACGACAACACUUGGCUCUGGAUGCCGCAACAGUGAAUUCGAUCAGUACGGAGAGGUUGCUGCUUUUGGCAGCUACAGCGAGUGGGAAGGGCAGAUUUCCAAAUUUGCCUUUGUGCAGGAUCGUCUGCGUGGAUGGCGACCGGAUGUCCUGGCCAAGAUCAAGCACUUUUCGUGCCUCACCAUUACCAUGCUCGAUAUCGACGGAUACCGUGUUGACAAGGCUCUCCAAGUGACUCUAGACUCUCUUGGAGAGUGGUCCGAGCAUAUGCGCUAUUGUGCAAAGCAGGUGGGAAAGGACAACUUCUACAUCCCUGGAGAGAUAGUGGCGGGAAAUUCUUUCGGUUCGCUUUAUAUCGGUCGCGGUCAGCAAGUGAACCAAACUAAAUCCAAUCUGACGGAAGCGUUUUUGACGACAAACGAGACAGACAAGUCAGAUGGGGACAUUUUCUUGAGACCUGCCGAGAGAUCCGCGUUGGAUGGGGCGGCGUUCCAUUACACAUUAUAUCGUGGUCUCAGCCGGUUUCUUGGUCUGGACGGAAUCUACACUGCCGAAGGCGACCCGCCAGUCAAUUUUGUGGACACCUGGAAUGGUCUUGUGGAGACCAACGACAUGAUCAACACAAACACCGGCAAGUUUGAUCCUCGUCACCAAUUCGGUGUCACGAAUCAGGAUGUCUUCAGGUGGCCAGGAAUUAAAAACGGGACCCACAAGCAGAAUCUGGGGUUGUAUGUCGCUACGCUGGUCAUGCCUGGAAUCCCUAUUCUCUCCUGGGGCGAGGAGCAAGAAUUCUACGUGCUGGACAACCAAGCCGACAACUAUGUCUUCGGUCGUGCACCGAUUUCAUCUGCCCAGGCAUGGCAGAUGCAUGGAUGCUACAAGCUCGGAUCUUCGAAAUAUGUUGAUUUCCCGCUCGAGCGCUCCCUGACUGGAUGUGAAGAUGAUUCAGUCAGUCUCGAUCACCGUGAUCCUUCUCACCCAGUGCGAGGCCUUAUGAAGACGAUGUUUGAAAUGCGAGAAAAUUAUCCUGCUCUCAAUGACGGCUGGUACCUGCAGCAAUUGUCAAAUCAUACUUUCGACGUCUACCUCCCAGGCAGUAACGGAACACCGACUGAGACUGGAAUGUGGAGUGUCAUGAGAUCACGUUUUGUUGAUGAGCAGAACUUUGAUGGCCAGGGCCAGGGAAACCAGAGCGUCUGGUUGAUGUAUUCCAAUGACAACAAAACAGUCGAGCACAAGCUCAACUGCAGCAGUAAGGACGCUUUGGUCUCGCCCUUCCCCGCUGGAACAACGGUCAAAAACCUCUUCCCACCUUUCGAGGAAUUCACCCUGGUCAACAGCUCAAUCAAGCUUGGAUUCGAAGGGUCAAAAGUACCCAACGGGUGUUACCCGAACUUUACCAUGCCGGCCUGGGGGUUCAAGGCCUUUGUUCCAAAGAGCAAAUUCGUGCAGCCCUCCCCUUACGUGACAAGCUUCUCUCCAGGGCACGAUGCUCGACUUGUGCCCCAGGGAACAAGCGGGGAGACCAUACGAAUUGGCUUCGAAUUUUCUCAGGAGAUGGACUGUGAAGAUAUCACCAAGUCACUGACGCUCACGUCAAAAGCCCUUAAUGACGAGAGCUCGCAGCUUGAUACCACGUCGGUCUCUUGUAAAUCAAUACAAGAGGCUAAAGUCGUGUCAUGGCCGGGGGCCCUCACUAGUGUUUUCAGCUACGAGGUUGAUGUGAGCAAUGUCUUUCCUGGGGUUCACAGAGUGACGUUGAGCAAUGUGACUACGGCUGAUGGAAACCGAUCCACGGGUUCCACCGAUCACUUCCUCUUCCGAGUCGGAAAAAUAGACAAUCCAAUGGUCUGGCCACAGUUGGCAAAUUAUAGCAGAACUCUGCUGUUCGAUAACCCGUCAUCCGAGUCCGAGCCCUUGUCAGUCACUCCGCAGGCUCCUGGUGCAGAUUUGUGGCGAUACUCCCUUGACUUUGGAGCUACCUUCAGUACCUGGAUGACAUACACUGGGUUCAACACGUCAAUCCCUGCCAAAAACUGGACCGGCCCUGCAAAGCAGGCUUGGGAUGGAGAGCAUAUUAUUGCCCAAUACUGGAGCAAAUUGACUGGAAGCAGUUCUCACUGGCAGCAUGGAGACACGCAAUGGGCAUACAAUGCUCCACGUCGUUUCCCAAACCUCUUCAUCGAAGGCGAGUUUAACCAGUUUGGAUAUGACGCUGGCUAUUCCAACAAAAUGAGCCUUAGCAACACCACUGGUCUAUGGGAAAUUCACUUCAUGGGUGAAUGGCCUGUGCAGGUGGCGUUCAACGCAUGGGGACUGAACGCCGACGGCCUGCCUGAUCAAACACAGGUGUUCGGGGAUCUCGACGGAGACAAUGUUCUCGAUCAAGUUCCUCCAGUCACGCUGUUGAGCAACGUGUUCAACGUCACCAUCCCACCUCCUUCGCCCUAUCUUGCCUUCAAGCUCUCGGUCGGCGACGGUAAUCUCAAGGUCUUUGCUACACCCACAGGAUCCAGGUGGGUUCAGCUCGCAAUUUUUAUCAUCUUGGCGAUUAUACCGGUCACUACUGCUGUCGGUGCCGUGUUUGUCUAUCUCAAGGCCUUUUACCAGGUCAAGUUCAACCAGGUCGGUGUCACCGAGAAGAAAUCAGGCUUCGCCCCACUGGUGAGUGCCUUCCAUAAGGUGGCCCAUCGAUCCAGCUCUGGACUUGCUCUGUCGAAUGUUGGCCCGUUGCCAUCUGAGGGUGGGGGGUUCAUUGGCGCCACGGUAGCUUCUCACCGACGAACCGUACUCAUCGCAACAAUGGAGUAUGACAUUGAAGAUUGGGCCAUCAAGAUCAAAAUUGGUGGGCUCGGCGUCAUGGCCCAGCUUGUUGGAAAGCAUCUGACCCACCAGGACCUCAUAUGGGUAGUUCCCUGUGUUGGAGGCGUUGAAUACCCCAGGGAUGAGCCUGGUGAACCGAUGGUGGUCACCGUCCUUGGUAACAACUACCAAGUAGAUGUCCAGUACCAUCGGCUGCAAAACAUCACGUACGUCUUGUUGGACGCGCCUGUAUUCCGAGCUCAGUCCAAAUCGGAGCCGUAUCCUGCCCGCAUGGAUGAUCUGGAUUCGGCUAUAUUCUACUCUAGUUGGAAUCAGUGCAUCGCCGAAGCCAUCAGGAGAUUCCCGGCGAUCGAUAUCUACCACAUCAAUGAUUAUCAUGGCGCCGCUGCUCCACUCUAUCUGUUACCUCGCACCAUUCCAUGCUGCCUGUCUCUGCACAAUGCUGAGUUCCAAGGGCUUUGGCCAAUGAAGACGGCGAAGCAAAGCCAAGAGGUCUGCAGUGUGUUUAAUCUUGAUCAAGCGGUGGUGAAGAAGUACAUUCAAUUCGGAGAAGUGUUCAACCUUCUCCAUGGAGGUGCUAACUAUCUGAAAAUCCACCAAAAUGGAUUUGGUGCAGUGGGUGUCUCCAAGAAAUAUGGCAAGAGAUCGUACGCCAGGUAUCCAAUUUUCUGGAGUCUCAGAAACAUUGAAGCCCUACCGAAUCCCGAUCCAUCUGACCUUGCCGAUUGGGAUCACAACACACCCCAGAACCUCGAAGAUGUUGUCAUUGACGAAGAGUUUGAAGCCGGUCGUGCCACACUCAAAAAGCAAGCGCAAGAAUGGGCAGGGUUGGAAGCUGACCCAGAGGCUCAACUGUUUGUCUUUGUCGGCCGCUGGUCUAUGCAAAAGGGCGUUGAUCUCAUUGCCGAUGUAUUUCCCUCCAUUCUUGACGCCCACCCUAAGGUCCAGUUGAUGUGCAUUGGUCCAGUCAUUGAUCUUCACGGAAGGUUUGCCGCAUUGAAACUGAACAGACUAGUAGCGCUCUAUCCUGGGCGGGUCUAUUCCAAACCAGAGUUCACUGCAUUGCCACCCUUCAUUUUCAGCGGUGCUGAGUUUGCUUUGAUUCCGUCGCGUGAUGAACCAUUCGGCCUGGUUGCCGUUGAGUUUGGACGAAAGGGAGCUCUGGGAGUGGGAUCACGUGUCGGUGGCCUCGGACAGAUGCCUGGAUGGUGGUUCACGAUCGAAUCUAUGACAACCAAACAUCUCCUCGGGCAAUUCAAAAUGGCCAUCAACGACGCUUUGAAAUCAUCUCAAGAGACACGAGCGCUCAUGCGUGCACGAUCCAGCAAGCAGCGCUUCCCCGUCGCACAGUGGGUUGAAGAUCUGGAAAUUCUUCAAACAAACUCCAUCGAAAAGCACGCCAAACACUCUAAACGCCAGGAUCGCAGCUCAUGGAGACUCACUUCGGGUAGUAGCCGUGCAACAGAGAGCAUUCGGCAAGUCUCAUCGAGCUCAAACAACAGUCGCGAACAUAGCCGAGCACCCAGUUCUUCCGGAUCUGUCACGCCCAGCGGGCCUGUUGUGUCUGAUUCGCGACUUUCCGUGCCUAGAUCAGGCUUUGACCACGUUCCAUUACCCACAAAUUCGUCUCCCGAUCCAAACAAUUCCGACAACGAGCCCGAUUCCGAUGCCGAUCCCAGACGCAGACCCUUGUCCUCCAACCCACUCGCGGACUCACGGGUUCUUUACUCUGAGGUAAAUGAAGGAGAGCAUUUUGAUCUUACUCCUGGCUCCGUGCAAGAUUAUGGUAGUGGUCGCCCAUCACCACUCGGGACUCCUAAUUUCUACUUCUCUAGAUCUGGCGCCAGCACGCCAGUUCUUGGUGCACGACCAGAAGAUGGCCUGCUAGGAAGAAGAGAUGCAAGAGUUUCCAUGAUGAGUCUGGCCAGUGUCGACGGCAUUGUUAAGGAGAAGCAAGACUACAAUCUCCAAAAGGUUGAUCCAUUCUUUACGGAUGGUAAAAAUGAGUAUGCAGAUUUGUUUGAGAAGCGGCUUGCGAGUCUGAACGGUAAAAAUUCGGAAGAUCAGCUCUGCAUCGAAGAGUUUCUCGAGAAGAGCCAAAAAGAUUGGUUCAAUCGAUAUCGCGAUGUCAGACUUGGCAAAUCCCCCCUGCCGUCUCCGACUCCCUCGGUCUUCCACUUCAAGAUUCGUGAAACCGCCCGAGAAUCCGUCCGUGAGACCGUCCGCCCAGAGAGUCCUCAAAGUACUGGUGCAGCUUCAGACUCAAAUGUUGGGCAGUUCCUUCUCCCAAGCAAUUACGUUCCCCCUACGGGGUUGAAGCGUUUCAUGUUGAUGAAGCUGGGGGACUGGCCUGUGUACUCCAUCUUCCUCGCAAUUGGUCAAGUUCUCGCCUUGAACUCGUACCAGAUCACGCUCUUGAAUGGCGAGAUCGGAGAGACGGCCGAAAAGCUUUACAUCCUGGCCUCCAUCUACCUUGGCUCUUCGAUCAUAUGGUGGAUGGCCUUCCGUCUAGUUCCCUCGAUCUAUGUGGUUACAGUUCCCUUUUUGAUAUAUGGUCUUGCCUUCUUCUUUGUUGGUCUCGCUGGCCCUAUCACGAGCGUCACAAGUCGUAUGUGGCUGCAAAACGUAGGAACCGGCUUGUAUUCGUUUGCGUCUUCAAGUGGCUCGAUUUAUUUUGCGCUCAAUUUUGGAGAUGAAGGCGGAGCGCCUUUGAGGUCUUGGAUCUAUAGGGCCACUGUCAUACAGGGCACUCAGCAAUUACUCAUCAGUUUCCUUUGGUACUGGGGUAGCUGGAUGGCAUCCCUCAAUCAAAAGGGCAACGCAGAGUUCAGCCUUGCGAUGACCAAUCCCCACGCAUUGCUCGGUAUUGGAAUUGGACUCGCCGUUCUCUUGUGGCUGUUGGGGGCUCUCGUCUUCUUCGGACUUCCUUCAUACUACAGACAAACGCCCGGGCAGGUGCCAACAUUCUACCUGUCGCUCUUCCGUCGUCGCAUAAUCCUUUGGUUCUUUUACAUGGUGUUCAUCUCUAACUAUUGGCUGUCGGCGCCUUACGGACGAAACUGGCUCUAUCUCUGGUCAAGCAAGCAUGCCAAAAUGUGGCAAAUUGCGCUCCUUGUCAUCUUCUUUUUCAUCUUUGUCUGGGCCGCAGCUCUCUGGGUGUUCCAUGUCUUUUCCAAGAGACAUGCGUGGUUCAUUCCAAUCUUCGCCAUCGGUCUCGGUGCCCCUCGGUGGGCUCAGAUGUUGUGGGCUACCUCGAACAUUGCCACGUAUAUACCCUGGGCUGGUGGUCCCGUCGCCGGGGCUCUCCUUGGCAGAUCACUAUGGCUUUGGUUAGGAGUUUUGGAUUCCCUUCAAGGAGUUGGGUUUGGAAUGAUCCUUCUCCACACGAUGACUCGAUUCCAUGUCACCUUCACCCUUCUCGCCGCGCAGGUUGUCGGUUCUGUCGCGACUAUCCUUGCCCGUGCAACCGCACCAAACAAGCUUGGGCCCGGUGAUGUCUUCCCCGAUUUCUCUGCUGGUAUUGCUGCUGGCCUUCAAAAGGCCGACUUCUGGGUCUGUCUGCUCUUCAUGCUAUCCAUCAACGUGAUCUGCAUAUUCUUCUAUCGCAAAGAGCAGUUGACGAAGCCCUGA
This is a messenger RNA of Penicillium brevicompactum, 7173 nucleotides long. RefSeq lists its product as uncharacterized. NCBI's taxonomy places the organism in Eukaryota, Fungi, Ascomycota, Eurotiomycetes, Eurotiales, Aspergillaceae. Gene Ontology annotation, cellular component: fungal-type cell wall. Gene Ontology annotation, molecular function: alpha-1,3-glucan synthase activity. Gene Ontology annotation, biological process: fungal-type cell wall (1->3)-alpha-glucan biosynthetic process. The record is from RefSeq and is a predicted model, not a curated record. The transcript is spliced from 14 exons. The coding region runs from base 1 to 7173 and encodes 2390 amino acids.